This is a messenger RNA of Rhododendron vialii, 2856 nucleotides long. RefSeq names its product probable DNA helicase MCM8. The coding region runs from base 21 to 2621 and encodes 866 amino acids. The transcript is spliced from 17 exons. Gene Ontology annotation, molecular function: ATP hydrolysis activity; single-stranded DNA binding; single-stranded DNA helicase activity. NCBI's taxonomy places the organism in Eukaryota, Viridiplantae, Streptophyta, Magnoliopsida, Ericales, Ericaceae. Gene Ontology annotation, cellular component: MCM complex; nucleus. The record is from RefSeq and is a predicted model, not a curated record.
ACCCGUAGGCAGCAACGCGCAUGUUAAAAAAGAACGACGUCCGCCUUCUAGUGUACGCCAGCGAGGCGUUCCCAUCACUCUACCCCUCUCAGCAACCUACCUACAACAGUAUAUUUUUCUCCUCCACAUUCAAUUCUCUCCCGCCAAAACCCGAGGCGAAUUCCAGGACUGCUCCGCCUUACGCGGCCGAUCAAUCGGCGCCGUUCGAGAUGUACUCAUCUCAGAGAGAGAACACGAGCACGAGCACGAACUCCAAAUCGAGUAAUCGCUCGAAGAACAGAGUAGUAGACGUUGCGGAUAUCUUGCCCUCGUACUUCCCCGACGUUGAUUUUUACACCGCUGACUCGAAGCCGAAGAUCAAGUUCACAAACGAGCUUGUUGCCUUCUUGUCUACUCCAACUGGACAAAAUUUAGUCUCUCAGGUGAAGGAUGACAAUGAGAUAUACUUUUUGUCGCUAGACUUCCAGCAGUUUCGGAAAAUAUGGGAACUCAAGGAAUUUUAUGCAGUUUUGGAGGAAAAACCUAAGGAAGCUUUGUUAUGCAUGGGUGCUGCAGUUCAUAAGGUUCUGAUUGACAAAUGGGGUAAAGACACAUUUAAGGACCAUGCAAAGAUAAAUAUCCGUCUGCACAACUGUCCUGAAUUGUUUAUCUCUUUGAAGAACUUAAAAGCAGCUUAUAUUGAUAGGUUGGUAUCCGUGCGUGGUACUGUUGUAAAAGUAAGCAAUGUGAGGCCUCUAGUGGUACUAAUGGAAUUUUCCUGCACCAAGUGUCGAACCGACAUUACACAAAACUUUCCUGAUGGAAAAUUUACCCCACCUACUAAAUGCAAAAUGCCUGGCUGUAAGAGCAGAACUUUUAGUCCGAAUAGAUCUACUGCUCAACUCUUGGACUUCCAGAAAAUAAGACUUCAGGAGCUGCUGAAGUCUGAACAUCAUGAAGAAGGUCGGGUGCCUCGAACCGUAGAAUGUGAACUGACUGAGGAUCUUGUAGAUGCAUGCAUCCCUGGAGAUGUGGUUACAGUUACCGGUAUUAUAAGAGUGAUAAAUAAUUACAUGGAUAUUGGAGGAGGAAAAUCGAAAAGCAAGAACCAAGGGUUAUACUAUUUGUACCUGGAAGUAGUUUCUAUCAAGAAUUCUAAGUCCCAAUCUCAACCAGAGGAUUUACAAGACGGAGAUGCUGAUGCUAGAGCUACAGAACUGUUUGAUUUAUUUACAUUUUCUCAAAAUGAUUUGGAAUUUGUGGUCGAGUACUCAGGGAAAAACGGUUCUGACGUCUUCCGUCAAAUACUUCAAUCUAUUUGUCCCUCCAUCUAUGGACAUGAACUUGUUAAAGCUGGACUUACGCUGGCAUUGUUUGGAGGGGUGCGAAAGCAUUCAAUGGAUCAGAACAAGGUCCCUGUUAGAGGAGACAUCCAUGUCAUAAUUGUUGGUGAUCCUGGAUUGGGUAAGAGCCAACUGCUGCAAGCAGCAGCAGCUGUUUCUCCACGUGGCAUUUAUGUAUGUGGCAAUGCCACUACAAAUGCUGGCCUCACUGUGGCUGUGGUGAAGGAUACCAUGACAAGUGGCUACGCUUUUGAGGCUGGUGCCAUGGUACUUGCUGAUCGCGGACUAUGCUGUAUUGACGAGUUUGAUAAAAUGACUGCACAACACCAGGCUCUACUGGAAGCUAUGGAGCAACAGUGUGUAUCUGUUGCAAAGGCUGGAUUGGUGGCAAGUCUGUCAGCUCGAACUUCUGUUUUAGCAGCAGCAAACCCAGUUGGCGGUCAUUAUAACCGUGCGAAAACUGUCAAUGAAAAUUUGAAAAUGAGUGCUGCUCUACUCUCACGAUUUGAUUUGGUUUUCAUAUUACUUGAUAAACCUGAUGAGUUGCUGGACAAGAGGGUCUCCGAGCACAUUAUGUCUCUUCAUGCGGGAUCUGGAGAACAUUCACCAGCUGCAAAAAAGCUACGUACAGCAUCACUGACCGCUCGAGACGUAGAAACGAGUACAAAAACUGAUUCUUUAGUUUCAAGAUUGAGACUUGACCCGAAGAAGGAUGCUGAUUUUGUUCCUUUACAUGGCUCGCUUCUUCGGAAAUAUAUUGCUUAUGCAAGAACUUUCAUCUUUCCAAGGAUGUCAAAACCCGCAGCCGAAAUCCUACAGAAGUUUUACUUAAAAUUGAGAGACAAUAACACAUCUGCUGAUGGCACACCGAUAACGGCAAGGCAGCUAGAAAGUCUAGUAAGGCUGGCGGAAGCUCGAGCUAGACUGGAGUUAAGAGAAGAAAUAACUGGCCAAGAUGCUUUGGAUGUUGUUGAAAUAAUGGAAGAAUCCUUGUACGAUAAGUACGUCGACGAGCAUGGUUGUGUGGACUUUGGGCGGAGCGGUGGAAUGAGUCAACAGAAGGAAGCAAAACGAUUUCUAAGUGCUCUGAAUGCACAAUCAGAGUUGCUGCAAAAAGAUUACUUUUCCAUUUCUGAAAUAUACAGUUUGGCAGAUAGGAUUGGCUUAAGAGUUCCAGACAUAGACAUAUUUGUGGAUAAUCUAAACAGUGUUGGUUUUCUCCUAAAGAAGGGGCCAAAGACUUAUCAGGUGCCAUCAUCAUCUUAUUCACGGAGUCAGUCGUCAAGGUCAAGGGGCUAAGUUUUGCAUCAUUAUCUUAUUCACGAAGUCAGUUGUCAGGGUGAAGAGGCUAGUUUUGCAGCAUCUGAGAACAGGUCAAAUUUCAUCUGUAUAGUUUCUCUCCUUCCUUUACCAUGGGUAAAAUACUGCAGAUGUAAAGCAUAUAUGUUUCCUUUUUGCAAAAAAUUUCAUGUUAGCAGAUUUCAACUUCCAUUUUCGCAGAGUACCUAUAGAGUCCUCAAUACUUUCUCUCUUC